ACAGGGGACCGCAUGCCCAGGUUCUUCGAGGUGGCGGGGGUGGUGGGUGCGUACACCAGUCAUCACAGCACCAUCGUGGCGCGCGUGCUGCGGCUGUUCGGCCUGCCGCUCAUCAGCCCCUCGGCCACCAGCGACGUGCUCAGCGACAAGGCUCGCUUCCCGCUCUUCCUGCGGACUCUGCCCCCCAACCACGACCAGGUGCAGGCCAUGGCGGCGCUCGUGCGCCACUUCAACUGGACCUACGUGUCGCUGGUGUACUCUGACGACGCCUACGGCUACAACAGCCAGACACAGCUGACGCAGCUGUUAGCAGCACGCGGGGUCUGCGUGGCGCAGUCGCUGCAGCUGGGGUCGGAGCGGGGGUCGGGCAGCGAUUACGACGCCAUCAUCACGGCCUUGAGGCGCCACGCGCAUGCGCGAGUGGUCCUACUGUACGCCAACGUGCAGCACGUGCUACCGCUUCUGGCCGCGCUGCGUCGGCAGGGGGCGCAGCAGGAGUUCACGUGGAUCGCCAGCGACGCGGCCAGCAUCUUCUCGGACCAAAACUCGCAGCUGUGCGACCUGCUCCGCGGCUCCUUCACCAUCAAGGCGCACUCCGUGACCCCGCCGCGCUUCGCGGCCUACCUCAAGGACAGGAUCCUGCAGCAAGUCCACGCCGCCGCCGCCGCCACCAACGGCUCGUGCAACCCGGUCUCGCUGCAGUCGUGGCCUCCGUCCGUGUGGGAAGGUCGCGACCAGCGCCCCCUGUCGGACAGCGAAGACGAGGCCGUGCUGACGUAUGCCGCCUUCGUCAUCGACUCGGUGUACGCACUGGCUCACGCUAUUCGCGCGCUGCUGGACGACAAGUGUCCGCAGGCAACGGGGCGCGACGCCCGCGCGUGUGUCCGCCAGCACUCGGUACACCCUUACCUAAAGCGUGUCAGCUUCGAAGGCACGAGCGGGCGGCUGGAGUUCGAUUCCGAUGGAAACGUCAUGGGCGUGACGGAGGUCCGCCAGUGCCAGGAGCGCAACGGCCGGACACUGAACCACGUGGUGGCCACCUGGGACCGUCGGCAGGCCGUGCUCAAGGUGCGUGACGCAUUUCCGGAAGGCGGCGGUCAGCCACCUGUGUCUGUGUGCGGGCUGCCGUGCGGCGCCGGGCAGAUCUACGCCUUCACGCGCCUCACGUGCUGCUGGAGCUGCGUCAGCUGCAAGCCAACGAGGUGAUCAGACAACGCCAGCACGUGCCUGGCAUGUCCACGCUUCACCUGGCCUGACCCCACGGCGCGCCGCCACUGCCAGCAGCUGGAUGUCCCCGCCACACCCACCCACCACGUGGUGGCCUCGACCUUGCAGGUGGCUGCCGUGCUGGGCUUGAUGGUGGCCGCGGUCACGGCCUUCACCUUCGCCCUCUACCGUCAGCAGCGUGUCAUCCGUUCGUCCAGCCGCGAGCUCAGCGCCGUGCUGCUGGUGGGCGUGUCCACCGCCUACCUUCUCGUCUUCCCCCUCCUCGCCACACCCUCCUCCUCCACCUGCUACGUCACGCACGUGGGCUUCGGUAUGACCUUCACCUUGGUAUAUGCGCCCUUGCUGGUCAAGACUCACCGCAUCUUCCGCAUCUUCCGCGCCGGCAAGCAGUCGGCGGCCCUGCCAGCCUGCACCUCGUCCUGCUCACAGCUGGCACUGGUGGCCCUCCUCGUGUCUGUGCAGGUGAUGAUUGUCAGCGUGUCCACGGUGAUGGAGCCCCCCAGCGCGGAGCUGCGGCAGCCGGUGCUGACGGAGCGCUACGUGGAGCGCCUUUGCCGCCUGCCGCUAGGGGGCGUGGUGGCGGCGCUGUGCUACAACGUGCUGCUGGUGCUGGUGUGCACCGUGCUGGCCUUCAAGACGCGCCGCCUGCCGGACAACUACAACGAGUCCCGCUACAUCGCCUUCUGCGUGGACACCACUCUGCUCGUGUGGCUCACCUUCGUCCCCGCCUACUUCACGGCGGCUUUGGCCGCCCACAAGGUGGUGGUGCUGGCCCUGGCGUUGCUGCUGAACAGCUCCGUGCACCUGGCCUGCCUCUUCCUGCCGCGCCUCUACACUCUCUUCCGCGUCAUGCGAGGCGCGCCCCCUAGCGAGACCAAGCGAUGCACGUGCAGCUACGGUCAGAUCCCCUUGCAGCGGACCUCAGCGCUGGAGGUCGGGGGUUCCUUCACCAGCGACGUGGCCGGCUCGACCAACGAAAUGUUGGUUUCCAACGUAUUCGGUGCCGGCUCGACCAGCGAGAUGCUGUUGUCCGGUGGUUUCCGUCCUGGUGGGGUUCGCACGCAGACGAUCUCGGAUCGUCGGGACGCGAGGUUCAACAAGAGCAGCGACCGCGCCCCCAUCGCCGCCAGACGGGGCACCACCAUCACCAGCAGUGUCCCCACUGUGUUUGAGUCCAUCCCCCCGCCGCUCGGCCCCAGCGGUGACGUGACCGAGAGACGAGACGGUUGCCGGCACGAGUUGCUGACUGAGUCAGGUGACAGCGUGACAUCGACUGACAGCACGUGCUCCGACCCCCAGGACGCGCUGCAGGAGACGCCCACGACUCACCACGCUGACCUCACCACGCUGUCAGACAGUGGCUGCGCCAUCUUCGAACGAAUGUUUGUCGAGAAAGCAAGUGGGACGACAAGGCUCCACAAACAAGCUGCCUUGAAUUGCGCGGCUGUCAGUCGUCUGAAGACGUCCAGUCACCGUCAGUGUGUCUGCUGCAGACAGAGGCAGACAUGAGAGAAGGUCUACUGGGGCUCGAGUCGUCUAUUUGCUGGCAGAAGUAAGGACGUGAGAGCAAAGCCUGUUGCCGGCAGAAGUAAGAGGGUCAUGAGAGGGUCACUGAUGUGAUUGGAUCAUAACAACAAUGCUCGCUCACAGAUUCUCCAUGAACUGUGAAGUGGAGCUGAAGCUGCCUCGGGGAUACAUGUGCAUCGCAAGCUGGACGGGCUCGUGUAACUGUAAACUGACUUGGACUUUACAGGCCAACAGAUAACAUGCUAGUCCCACCAGGUGUGUCUACCUGACUUAACAACAACAACAACAAUUGAUAAUUAUAGCGCCUUUCCAAAGAUUUGCUCAGAGCGCUUGACAGAAGUCAUAGAUCAUCAACAACCACACAUCCACAUUCGCAUGUAACUCACUGACUCACUUCUACAACACACACUCACUCAUACUUAAAGUACAUUACUGACACAUCACGUGACCAGGUCAUACGAUGACGUCAUGACCUCGACUGUCCCCUGAUGCUCAAGCAGCACCAGCUCUUGGUGAGACAGACGGAAGGGUAAUGAAGAGACAGAAAGUGCUGUCCGAUGCUCGAUGACGUGGCGAAAGGUAUGUGAAGGAUAGAAUGUCACAGCAGCGUCCAGUCAGGGUGUUGGAGGUGGAGUUACGGAUGUGAAAGCACUUGCAGAUUUGCCGAGUG
Messenger RNA from Pomacea canaliculata, 3424 nucleotides. Its product is annotated as metabotropic glutamate receptor 4-like. Gene Ontology annotation, molecular function: group II metabotropic glutamate receptor activity. The record is from RefSeq and is a predicted model, not a curated record. Gene Ontology annotation, biological process: G protein-coupled glutamate receptor signaling pathway; regulation of synaptic transmission, glutamatergic. NCBI's taxonomy places the organism in Eukaryota, Metazoa, Mollusca, Gastropoda, Architaenioglossa, Ampullariidae. Gene Ontology annotation, cellular component: membrane.